Messenger RNA from Asparagus officinalis (garden asparagus), 1221 nucleotides. Its product is annotated as DNA-directed RNA polymerase II subunit RPB1-like. The transcript is spliced from 2 exons. The record is from RefSeq and is a predicted model, not a curated record. Bases 1 to 1221 code for a protein of 406 amino acids. Lineage: Eukaryota; Viridiplantae; Streptophyta; Magnoliopsida; Asparagales; Asparagaceae.
AUGUACUCAUCCAGAAGAGGAGCCCGGGUAUCUCGUCUGAAGGGAAUCAAUGAGUUCUUAUCCUUCGAAGAUGAGACUGAAGGAGGAGGAGGAGAAGGAGGUCUGGGGUCAGAGAGUGCUCCAGUAGCGAGCCCUAAAGCUGCUGAUACUUCAAGAACCAAGGCAGCUGGAAAGAGGGUUCUUACCGAAGCAGAAGAAGUUCAGUACGAGAAACGUACUUGCAGAAAACUGCUAGUAGACCCUCCUGCUGAGAAGUUGAUGGCGGAUGCUUUUAAAUCUGUCGGUGGAGAGGAAGAACAAGAACCAGUUGCUGCAAGUCAUCACGAUCCCAUAGGUCCUCAUUCUGGGGGUGCUACAUUUUCUGAAGCAUUCUCUUCUCAAUGUCCUUUGGACCCGGAAGAGGGUGGAGAUGAAUCCCUGAUUGGGGAUAUAGAGGCCUCUCCUGACAUUUCACCUUUUUCAGAGCUAGCUCCAGGUGUUACUCCUUCAUCUACAGGGGCACUGCCUGCAACGUCUCCAUCUGAAGGGGUUAAACUUCCUACAGGCGAACUGGUGACAGAUGAACUUGCAAAUGUUAAUGAGAGUCAGUCUCCCACCUCCUCUGCACUAUUGCCACACUCGGAGGCCAUUAUUCCUAGUCCAACGACUAGUCGAAUGAUUAUAGUGGAUACGACUGCGAGUUCUCCGGGAGCUUCAGCUGCAGACGAUGACGAACCGUUAGACUAUGGAAGCUCCUCUCGCAAUGAUGAUGUUGAUGAGAAUGAAAGUGAUGGUGACGAUUCCGCUGGCUGGGCUGAUCCGUCACCACCCUCUUCUGAUAAGGCGUCCGGUUAUCUUCCUUUUUACCCUACUGGUUCUCCAACUCAUGGGGUUGCUGAUGCGUCAUCGUCUCUCAACCCACAAGCAGCAGAUAUCCCUCCCUCUGAAUCGAUGCCGGUGACGACAAGUUCUUUGCCAGAAGCACCUCUUUCGCUAAAGAUUCCCCUCAAAUAUGUGGGGACAGAGAUUGUGUUGAGCUCAGCCCGAACAGGGGCGCUCAUGGCUCUACCCUCCAGUCCUUCACAUUUGGACAUAACAAUGGCUUCUCCGGCUUCUUCCCGAUCAUCACCUACUGUGCUCCCCAUCGACAUCUCUGAUGAAGUCUCUAAGUCCAGUGGUCAUCCCUUCCAUUCUAAAAGUUCUUAUACGACCGUUGGAAGAUAUGAUGAAGAUAGCGAUUGA